Aegilops tauschii subsp. strangulata is the source of this 999-nucleotide messenger RNA. RefSeq lists its product as uncharacterized. The record is from RefSeq and is a predicted model, not a curated record. Lineage: Eukaryota; Viridiplantae; Streptophyta; Magnoliopsida; Poales; Poaceae.
CCAUUGCAGCUCUCUAGCUCGAAGCGUCGAACCCGGCCCUUGGAAGAAAGCAAAAAUCACGAACGCCAAGCUAGCAGUCGGAGCAGUGAGGUCCUAGGCUCCUAGCAGACAUGGACGGCAAGAAGAAGGUGCCUCCUCCGCGGCCUGUGACGGUGGCCAAGAAGAAGAUGCCAGUUUCUGACUGGCUGGCCUGCGGUUGGGCGCUCCUCAGCGCCUGCGCCAUCGCCUUGGGCCACUACCACCGCCUCUUCUGCAGCCAGGCCACGUUGAUUGUGCGGUGCGGGUCCGUUGAGCUGACGGGCAAGAAGGCCAUCUACUUCAGCGCCCUCUGGAUCGGGGCCCUAUGCUGCGCCGCGUCCCAGGCGGCCGCGGCGGCGCUGGCGUUGCUGCUCCCACGCCGCCACCGCUGGGUCAGCCGUGAAGACCUGGCCUUCCUCGCGGUCGUGCUCAACAGCGCCGGCCACUGCAUGUACAACGGCUCCGUCUACAUCCUCCGCCGAGGAGACUACUUCACCGUGGCCUCGCUCUGGUUCUGGGUGGGCGACAUCAUCAGCUCCCUCCUCCUGCAAGGUGAGGAGUAGGGCAAGCAGGGGAUCGUGUAAUUUUUUACUUCCCCAUGCAUGUCUGCAUGUGCCUGAAAAUCUUAUACGACCCAGGUCGUACGCUCCCCAGGUGAGACCCCCUCCGAUUCGUGACACGUGUAUACAUCAAUCUCAAAGCAUCAGUGCCUCUGUUAUCCCUAUUCUUCCCGAUUCCCAUCUGUUCUUUAUUUGACGACCCCUCGCUGGGGCGGCCGUGCGGCACGACGCCGUCCUCUUCGAUAUGCCUGCGCGGACCACCCCUCGCCGGCGGCGGCCGUGCGGCACGACGCCAUCCUCUUCGAUAUGCCUACGCGGACUACCCCUCGUCGGCGGCGGCCGUGUGACAUCUGCUACGUCACGCGCGAAGUAGGCCAUGGCGACGAACUGCACAAGGUACUGACAGUAUUGUCGACGGCGG